This is a messenger RNA of Emys orbicularis (European pond turtle), 1365 nucleotides long. It is a transcript of the gene ZMYND10, whose product is annotated as zinc finger MYND-type containing 10. Gene Ontology annotation, cellular component: centriolar satellite; cytoplasm. The record is from RefSeq and is a predicted model, not a curated record. Bases 1 to 1365 code for a protein of 454 amino acids. Lineage: Eukaryota; Metazoa; Chordata; Testudines; Emydidae. The transcript has 12 exons. Gene Ontology annotation, biological process: outer dynein arm assembly; motile cilium assembly; inner dynein arm assembly.
AUGGCAGAGGCGGCCGCGCUGCUGCUGCCGGGGGAGGCCGAGGCCCUGGUGCAGGCGCUGCGGAGCGGCCCGCUGCUGAACACCGGAGACCACGGAUGGCUCCGGCAGCACGAGGCCAUCGAGAAGCUGAACAUGCAGGCCAUUCUGAGCGCCUCUGCCGGCCAGGAACAGCUCCUCAUCGAGCUGCUGGUGAACUAUGCCAAGAUCCCUACUCUCAUCGAGGAAUUGAUCUCUGUGGAGAUCUGGAAGCACAAGGUGUUCCCUGUGCUGUGCCAGCUGAAGGAUUUCAAGCCAAAAAGCACCUUUCCCAUCUACUUGGUGCUGCACCAUGAAGCUUCUAUUGUCAACCUCCUGGAGACAGUGUUUUUUCACAAGGAGAUCUGCGAAUCAGCUGAGGACACCAUUCUGGACUUGAUUGAUUAUAGCUACCGGAAACUGACCCUGCUAGCAGCUUGGAGCACCAACGGGGAAUUUCCAACCCAUGAAAAGCUUCUGCCUGAGGAUCUGACCAAUGCAUCAUCAAUGCAGGAACUACAGAAGCAGGCAGAGAUGAUGGAGUUUAAGAUCUCCCUGAGGGCUCUUUCUGUGCUCCGUUUCAUCACUGAUCAGGUAGACAGUUUGCCACUGAGUGCCCUGACACGGAUGCUGAACACUCAUAACGUGCCCUGCCUCCUGGUAGAGCUCCUGGAGCAUUGUCCAUGGAGCCGCCGCGAAGCAGGCAAGCUAAAGAAGUUUGAGAAUGGAGUGUGGCAUGUGGUGCCUCCUGAAGACCACGUGAGGAUGACCAAGCUGGAUGGGCAGGUGUGGAUUGCCCUCUAUAAUCUCCUCCUGAGCCCAGAAUGCCAGCGGAAAUACAACUUGGACGGUUUCAACAAGAGCCAGCUCCUAAAGCUCCGUGCAUUCCUGACUGAUGUCCUCAUUGACCAGUUGCCAAAUCUGGUGGAGAUGCAGAGAUUUCUGAGCCACCUUAUAGUGACAGAGCCUGUUCCACCCAAAAAGGACCUCAUCCUGGAGCAGGUUCCUGUCAUCAGGGACCGCAUUGUCAGAGAGAAUUCUGGGAAGUGGCAGGCGAUCGCCAAGCACCAGGUGAAGCACAUGUUCAGCCCCUCAGAGGACGAGUUGAAACACCUGGCGUGCCGGUGGGCGCGGACAUACAACCUGGAUGUGAUGGAGGCUCUCGUCCCAGAGAAACCCAAGUGUGGGCUGUGCGGCUCUGAGGCAACAAAGCGCUGCUCUCGCUGCCAGAACGAGUGGUACUGCAAACGGGAGUGCCAGGUGCAGCACUGGCAGAAGCACAAGAAAGCUUGCAACCUGAUGGCUGAUGCCCUGAAGAAAAUAAAAGAGGACCUGAAAGUGCAGCCAUAA